CUUCUGUACCAACAAUCAUGGCUGCAACCAUGGAAGUGAAACAUCUCGCGAGCUCAUUGAUCAAGCCGGAGACGCCAGUCCAAUUAGAAGUACCACUCAACAUCUUCGACAGGUCUACAGCAGACCUGCACAUUUCAGCACUCAUCGUCUACAACACCCCCACGGCCAGCAACGUCCAAAUCAAGCUUGCCUUGGCAAAGGCUCUCGUCCACUACCCAAUACUGGCCGGAAAACUAUCGUUCGAAUCUCUUUCUGUAAUCGUCGAUGGCGAUUCCGGCGUUCCUGUUACUGAGACUGAAGUAGAAGGAAACCUUGACGACUAUCUGCCCCUUAAGGGCGGCCCUGAUCUCCUCCCCCUCCAUCCCUACACAGAAGAGACCAACCCACUUUUCCUGGUCCAGCUUAAUAGGUUUUCUUGUGGUGCCUUCAUCCUCGGGCUGUGCACCAACCACAUAAUCGCCGAUGGACAGGCCAUGAGCAGCUUCUACACCACCUGGUCCCAAUUUGUCACCGGCCGUGAGGUUAAGCCUCUCCCCAUUCUCGACCAAUCUCUUCUGAAACCCAGGGACCCUCCGACUCCUCAGUUCCCUCAUGAAGAGAUCGAGUUUAGCACGUUGCAGAGGGAUAAGCCGACGUUUCUUGAAGGUCCCAUGGAGAAUGUGCGUGUGCAUUACACACACGAUUUCAUCCACAAGCUCAAGGAGAGAACGGGGUUCAGGCACAGCACCUUCGAGUGCCUGCUGUCUCACCUGUGGAAGAAAGUGUGCAUAGCAUGGGGCCUUGAUGGGGAGGUUGUCUCGCACGCAGUGUUCUCAGUGAACGGGAGGCCGAGACUGGGGAUUCCUCCAGAGUACUUCGGGAAUCUGUCCCUCUUGGCAUUUCCGGCUUCCACAGUGAAGGAGCUGCUGCAGGAAGAUCUAGAAUAUGGUGCAAAGUUAGUGAGAGAGGCGGUCGGCAAGACCGGACGCGACUACUUCCAGUCCUACAUCGACUUCGGAGAGCUGAACAAAGACAAGGAAUUGUAUCCAUCGGUUGGUGCAGAUGGCAAUAGCUUGGCCCCAGACUUGGAGGUCGACAGUUGGCUGGGCUUCCAAUUCACAGAGAUAGACAUGGGAGGAGGUGCGCCUUAUGCAAUGUUGCCCUCAUGGAUUCCGGUGGAAGGCAUCGUCAUAUUCAUGCCUGGACCGCCGGCAAAAGAGAAAGGGAACAAGGCAGAGAGAUGGAGCAACGGGAUCGACGUGAUCGUGUCGCUCUUGCCGGAGAAUGCAGCUGCUUUCUUGAAGAUUGCUCACUCUAUAGAUUGAAAAGCAGAACUAAUGCUUAGUUAAGCCCUCCGAUCGUUGCUCCAUGUAGACCGGAAAGGCACGCCUUCUCAAAAUAAACGUGCUGUGCUAGUACAACCGACCUUUUCUAUUUGGCAUGGUGUCGACUUGGUUUUUUGUAAUGCGAAUAACCAUCGUCAAUAAGAUCAGUAAACUUCUGCCGGUGCUCCGCAAGCCUGCAACAUUGACCUUGUCCGCCAAAUUUGUUCAUGGCAUGGCUUAAGUUGUUAAUGGCAGCAAUGUUUGCCAAAAUCAACCGAUUCUAAUCAAAUGGAUGUGGAUGACUGGGAGGCGA
This is a messenger RNA of Nymphaea colorata (pocket water lily), 1617 nucleotides long. Its product is annotated as tryptamine hydroxycinnamoyltransferase 2-like. Gene Ontology annotation, molecular function: acyltransferase activity, transferring groups other than amino-acyl groups. NCBI's taxonomy places the organism in Eukaryota, Viridiplantae, Streptophyta, Magnoliopsida, Nymphaeales, Nymphaeaceae. Bases 18 to 1304 code for a protein of 428 amino acids. The transcript is spliced from 2 exons. The record is from RefSeq and is a predicted model, not a curated record.